AGUGGAGGUGGCUGUCAAGAAAAAAAAUUUUUUUUAAAUAUGUAAAUAUAGUAACUUACAAUUUAGUUAUCCUUCUUCAAUAAUUUCGUAGGUGUAUGUUGUGAAAGCGUUUUUGCAAAAUAAGUACGCGCAAUAGCAAUCUUAAAUAUUAACUUUAGAGAUAUGUUACAUAUGUGCACUCUGGGCAUGCUAACUUUAUUAUUGAGAUUUAUCGUUGUUGAAUUACUAAGUUAAUUGCCACUGCAAAGCAAGAAUAAGUUUAAGUAUUUUUUGCAAUAGUUGGAAUUGAACUUGAAGUACGUCAUUGCUAUGGUCAUAGCUAGUAACAAUUGGAUUCAAAAUGUUUCUAACAUUAAUCAAGAAAAAAUUAUGUCUGCCACUGGAAUUUUAAUAUGUCAUGAUAAUUCUUAUCCAUUUCAAGAACGAACGUUGUCUUUAGAACAGCCUAUUAAAAUUGGUCGGUCUGUUGCUCGAGCUAGGGCUGCUAAUGACAAUGCUAUAUUCGAUUGUAAGGUAUUGUCAAGAAACCAUGCACUACUAUGGCAUGAUUCUGGGAAGUUCUAUUUGAAAGACACCAAAAGUAGUAAUGGUACGUUUGUUAACAAUAAACGUCUGAGUCCAUCUGGUGAAGAGUCAUCUGCAUUUGAAAUUUGUUCUGGUGAUGUUGUACAGUUUGGUGUUGAUGUUGUUGAAAGCACCAAAAAAGUUACUCACGGAUGCAUUGUUGCAACCUUAAAGUUAUACUUACCAGAUGGAAAAGAAGCCAAAGCCUCUUUUACUAAUUCUAUUGCAUAUGUGAAUGUUACAUUAGAAGAUCUUUAUAAGUUACAUCAACUCAUUCAAGAAGCUGGACGAAGAGAAAAUGCUCUGCGUUCCAAACUAGAAUACAUGCAACAGCUAUUAGAAUCUACGAGAAUUGCUAUCAAUCAGUCAUGGAAAGCUUUGGUUUUAGAAGAUUGUCUUUUGUCUCGCUUAGAGACGCUAGAAAACCAGGUAUUAGCAUACUCUAAAAAUUAUGGAGAUGAUCAGUUAAGAAUGACAUCAAUAAACUUAUUGGAAGAUAAAACACAGUAUCAGAAUGCUACAAAAGAAUUAUUGCAAAAAAAGGUUCAAGAAAAAAGAGAAAUUGUCAAUACAAUAAAAUUACUGAAAUCACGUUUAAAUGAAUCUCAAGAAGAAACACAAAGCUUACGCAAUACUAUCAGAAAUAACCAAAACGAAUUACAAGAGCUAGCUGUAAAAUACGUAAGGGUUCAACAAACAUUGGAAGAUACUACAGAAAAACUAAAUAUCACUAAAGUCAAAUUAAAAGAAAUAAUCCAACAAUCAGAAAAAGAUAAACAAGAUUUUUUAAUAAAACUUGAAGACCUCAAAACUGUUGGGAAUGAUUUACAAACAAAUUUAGAAGAUUCUAAAUUAGAUUAUGUAUAUGUUCAUGAACAAAUAUAUGCAUUGAAGAAUUAUGUGCAAACUAUACAUGAUAUGAAAUUGUUAAGUGAUAAGGCCUAUGAUUUUAAGAAGUACGCAAAACCUGUUGAUACUAUAAAUGUCAUUCUUAACAAAUGGAAUUCAAUUUACAUUAAAGUUAUAAACAAUCAAAAUCUAAUAAACAUGAAUGAUCAAAUUAAUUUAACAGAAAAAAUUGAAAAAUUUUCAAACCCUGUUGGCAUUAAAGAUGACUCUAAGAAUAAUGAUUUGCAUGGUAACUUGUUGAUUAGUAAACAUACAUUCUGCUCAUUUUCUGGAAAUAAAAAAAUUAAUUUUGUAUUGAAUACAAUACCGCAACCUAAAAAUAAUAUUCUUUUACUAUAUCCUGCAAAAGAAUUUUCUACUGAUGGAAAAAAGGAAUCAGUUUUUCGUGAAAGUAAAAGUAAUUUGAGUAAUAAUUAUAAUCAAAACAAUGUACUAAUGAGUAAUCUGAGUAAUAAUGAAAAGGAAUCAUCAGAUAUCAAUGAAUCUAAAAAUAAGGAACUCAUCACAGAAUAUGAUUCUGAAAUUUUCUGUGAACCAGUACCAAAAACAAGUUCUAAAGUUACAAAAGAAACUGAGAGAAUUAAAAUUAUUGAAGAUAUUUUAUUUGAUGAAGGUGAAUUAAGAACUAAACGUACCGGUACCUUAAAUAAAUAUAUAUUCAAUGCUUCUAAACCAUUAGUCAUCAAGAAUGAACUUCUUGGUAAAUGCUCUAAGCAAUUUGUGCUUCAAAAUUUAGUAUCAACAAAGUUUUUACCAAAAGAUUAUUUUUAUGCCAAUAAAAAUAUUAUACAGGAGCUACAAAAUCUAAAAUCUUGGCUUUUUUAUGAAUCUAAUGAUGUCAUUGUAGCUAAACUUGAAAAGUAUUAUGAAGAAGUAGAAAACGAAACUCAACAGUUGCAAGAAAUAAAUGAACAAUUGGCAGCUUUAAAGGAGAAGUAUAAUACAAUGACUGAAGAAAAAGCAAAUAUUGUUAGAAAAUAUAUUACUUUAAAAUCACAAUGUCAACGUUUCCCAAGUACAACAUUCAUGGUAUCUAUUUAUUAUGUUGUACCGUUAAUUGUAGUAUUAAUCUGGAUGUUGUCAGAAAAACUAUUGUAAUUAAUGUUACCAAUUAAAUUGAUAAUUACGUUUAUUUCUAGAUGGAUUUUUUUUAGAUUUUCAUUAUUUAAUUCAUAAAAUAAGUUAAGCAAAAAUCGCUGUCAGAGAUUCUAGGUAAUUCUAGAUGAAUCGGUUAUUUAAAAUUAUAUGUCGAAUCCAUAACUAACACAUUAAUUUUUUUGUUGCCUACUUUUACACUAUCAGAGUCCAUUUUUUCGUCUUUAUGCUACCUAAACACACAACUAUAUAUCAUUCUAGCAAAUUUACACUGCAUAAGAAUGCGUUAGUAAUGAAACAUCGUAUUUUGAACUUUUGUAAUGUUAGUCAUUAUACUUAAUUACAACGUAAUAAUAACGUUCCAAAAUUAUGUGACCUUCAAAGUAUAUUCACGAAAAGUUAUGUAAAACUUAUGGUCGUAGUUUGUUACAGAACUGAUCAAUUUUUAAAAAAAAAUUAUGAUUGUAAUUUUAAUAUGUAAUAUCGACAAACAUCAAUACUUAUUUACUAUUCUAAGUGGACAACAAAAAGAAUGAUUUCAUCUUCAAUAUUCAAUGGUGUAA
Copidosoma floridanum is the source of this 3131-nucleotide messenger RNA. RefSeq names its product Sarcolemma associated protein (gene Slmap). The record is from RefSeq and is a predicted model, not a curated record. Lineage: Eukaryota; Metazoa; Arthropoda; Insecta; Hymenoptera; Encyrtidae. Gene Ontology annotation, molecular function: protein binding.